AUGUGGGACCACAUGGACAGUCCUCCCUCGAUCUCUCUCCGGGAGGUUACACUAGAACACCUUCUCAUCGCCGACACAGCUUCUGGCGAAAUUAACGAGGGUGAUCCUGCAGUUCACAGGCGCCUGCACCUGGCCUCCUUGGUGUACAACAGGUGGACUGAGCGGGGCACAGAUCCUGCCGCCCUUGCAGCCCGCUUGAUGGAUGGUUCAGUGGAUGCACUGGAGGACUUUGUGACAGCAGCCGAUGACAGCUUGCCUGAAGGGACACAGCAGUCUGCUGGGGUGACAGAGGGUUGGCAGGCUUGUCAGGACUGGGAGACAGCGGACGGCGGGGUGAACCUCCAAUUUUUGUCAGAGAAGUUUGGUGAUGCACGCAUCUGGGCCACUGCCUCUGCCAGCACUUCAGAUGGGUAUGGAGGCGGCCAGAGGCACGACAUGACAGUAGCAGAGUAUGUGGACUGGUGGUUACGACAUAAACAGGGCCAUGAGGAGCAGCUGCUGUAUCUCAAGGACUGGCACUUUGCAUAUGUGCUGCCAGAAUACUUCAGGGAUGACUGGCUUAAUGAGUACUAUGACAUGCGCCAGACAAGUCACCAGGCUGCUUCCACAGGCAAUGGAACUCACAGUCAGGAGAACAUAGUGACAUCAGACUACCGGUUCGUGUACCUGGGCCCGAAAGGCACCACCACUGCACUGCAUGCCGAUGUGCUGCGCUCUUUCAGCUGGUCGGUGAACGUUUGCGGGCGCAAGCGGUGGCGGCUGCUGCCGCCGCAGCACACGCAUCUGCUCUACGACCGCUUCGGCCGCGAAAUGGCGCCCGACUUUGAGACUGACGGCUGCCGCGCGCAACACUUCCCCAAUCUCGCAGCCGCCAGGCGACAUGUCAUCGAAGUCGAUCAGGGUGUUGGCGAGGCCAUAUUUGUGCCGAGCGGGUGGCACCACACAGUGACAAACCUGGAGGACACGCUCUCUAUCAACCACAACUGGCUCAACGGCUUCAAUUUGCACCGGGGCUGGGCAUUGCUGCGCCGCGAGCACGCCGAAGCCGCAGCCGCCAUCGAGGAUUGCCGGGCGACCUGCUCCCCUGAGGAGUUUGAGGAGCUGGUGCAGCGCAACAUGGCGGCCAACUGCGGCCUCGACUUCCGAGCGGCUGCCGAGUUUGUCGGCUGCAUUGCUGCUCGCGAGCUACGCCUGAUCAGGCAGCCUGCAAUCAGCCGCCAGCAGAGGCUGAUGCACCUGUUCAAUCUGCAGCGGGCUCUGCCAAGUGAGAUCCUGCAGCUGCACGAGCGACGGUGGCAGUACGGCGAGAAACUGCGCAUGUAA
Molecule: messenger RNA, 1323 nt
Organism: Coccomyxa subellipsoidea C-169
Lineage: Eukaryota; Viridiplantae; Chlorophyta; Trebouxiophyceae; Coccomyxaceae
Product: Clavaminate synthase-like protein
Exons: 11
Coding region: 1-1323 (440 amino acids)
Biological process (GO): positive regulation of translational termination; negative regulation of gene expression; protein hydroxylation
Cellular component (GO): nucleus; cytoplasm
Molecular function (GO): sequence-specific DNA binding; histone H4R3 demethylase activity
Source: RefSeq, a predicted model, not a curated record